Wasmannia auropunctata (little fire ant) is the source of this 4159-nucleotide messenger RNA. Its product is annotated as transmembrane and TPR repeat-containing protein 1-like. Gene Ontology annotation, biological process: protein O-linked glycosylation via mannose. Gene Ontology annotation, molecular function: mannosyltransferase activity; protein binding. The record is from RefSeq and is a predicted model, not a curated record. The transcript is spliced from 15 exons. Lineage: Eukaryota; Metazoa; Arthropoda; Insecta; Hymenoptera; Formicidae. Bases 568 to 2499 code for a protein of 643 amino acids.
UGAAAUUCGGCGUACCGCCGGAUGGAGUAAAUCUUCGGCGGUCUUUGCACGUUUUUAUAAUCGUCCGAUCAUUAAAGACUCGUCUUUUCAGUCCGCUAUACUUAAUGCCGAUUAAGUUCUCCUUUUUCUAUUUUAUUGUGUCAGUUUUGUUAUAUUUUAAUUUUGUAUUUUCUGUUUUUCUUCACACGACUCCAAAUAAAAUGUUAUGUCAGUAACUUUUAUUUGCAUUUACAAAUCUGAGCUUUAAAUUUCUACAUAUCCAUCCGGACGAGACGUUGCAUAAUUGUUUAAUUGAACGAACUUACCGUGAAGUUCGAUUCCAAUUAUGCUGUCUCGUCCGGAUGGACUAUCCCACCCUCCCCUUUUUUCUUUUUCCCCUUAUCAGAUUUGUAGCUUUAAAUAUAUGAAAUUCAGUAUCUAUGUUCGCGCGGCAUAGAGCGCGAGAUGACGAUCGAAGCUUUUUGAGCUUUGAAUUUGCCUGUUGAGGAUAACGCGACGGAUCGCUACUACAUAUCCAUCCGGACGAGACAGCAUAAUUGGAAUCGAACUUCACGGUUGAACUACUUGAUGGCGGGUUUAAGUCCCAUGUGGUAUCACGCCACGAAUGUCGCCUUACACGCCGCUGCGUGCAUCUUAGUCACCAGAGUGAGCCUCGUGGUAGCUGCACUUCGGCCGGGAUUCGCAGCGCUCGCCGGGUUGCUGUUCGCCGCACAUCCCGUGCACACGGAAGCGGUGACUGGCAUCGUAGGCAGAGCGGAUGUUCUAGCGUGUAUCUUCUUUUUGCUGUCCUUCCUUGCCUAUCAUGGCCAGCAGACGGCAUACGUAUGGUCCAGCGUUUGCCUGGGUGCCCUAUCGAUGUUGGCGAAGGAGACUGGCGUUACUGUUCUGGUACUAAACUUUCUUUACGAUCUCUGUCGUUCCUGGCAUUCAAUCAAGAGGUCUAUUUUCGAAGCCAAAUGGAACGACGACUCUAGAUAUUUUUCCAGACGUGCUGCAGCGUUACUCGUUUCGUUUAGCAUACUUCUUGUGGUGCGGCUCGCUCUACUUCAUGGUACUUUGCCGAACUUCUCCGCGCAGGAUAAUCCAGCUGCUUUUCAUCCCUAUUUCCACGUCAGAUUGUUGACUUUUUGCUACUUGGCAGCGCUAAAUUGUUGGUUGCUCCUGUGCCCGGCUAUACUCUCGCACGAUUGGCAGAUGGGAUCUGUUCCUUUGGUUACAUCUUUUACGGACACCAGAAACCUGGCCACCUUUAUAUUCUUCGGCGGUUGUCUGGUUCUCACGUACAAAGCCUUCACAGAUUUCGAGCAACAAAGGCAUCCGCCUCUUGUUCUUGGUUGGAUGUUCCUGGUGCUGCCGUUCCUACCUGCGUCCAAUCUUUUCGUCACUGUGGGUUUUGUCGUGGCAGAACGGGUUUUAUAUACACCGAGUGUCGGGUGGAUUAUUUUGAUCGUCUACGGUAUGCAGGUGAGCUGGGCCGCUGUACCACGACGGAGAAGCUGGAUCGCUACAGGCGUAGUUCUCCUAUUCGUUUUAGGAUGCUUCAGAACGGUUCUUCGGAAUAACGAUUGGACAUCUAGAGAAACAUUAAUCAAAGCGGGACUGCGGUCUCUACCCUACAAUGCCAAGAUGCAUUACAACUUCGCUAACUUCCUUAAAGAUACGUCGCAACCGAACCUUGCGGUCCACCAUUAUCAGUUGGCUCUCUGGCUUUGGCCAGGGUACGCCAGUGCACAUAAUAAUCUUGGAACUCUCACGAUAGACGAUCAAGCGGAAUAUCAUUUUCUAGCAGCAAUUAACGCUCAACCUGGUCACGUAAAUGCGCAUUAUAAUCUCGGACGAUUGUACAGAAGAACAAAUCGAACCGAGCGGUGCAUCGAGAUGCUAAGAAAAUGCGUAUCGCUGGAUCCGGCAUACGCGCCGGCAUUUAGAGUUCUAGCGAGAAUCGCAACCGGUCCUGCAACAGGCGAGUUCCUGAGGCACGUAAUUCACCUACAGCCACGAAACCCGGACGCCCUCGCCGAGUAUGCUUACUGGUUAUACAAGAACGGCAAGUGGUUGCCCUCGCUCCGCUACUAUUUCAAAGCAAUGGAGAUCUUUUCGUCGCACAAACCGUCGCUUAUUGGUACGCUCAGGAUUUUGAGGUCGCGAGGUCAGUGGUCUAGAGUACACCAGCUCAUCAUCAGAUGGCAUUUAAUGUUACGAGCGAAACGAGGAGGCUUCAUCUAUCGCGGGGAUUUGUACAUUCGUGCGUGGGAGUUACAAAGCGAGUCUCGUCAAAGGACUCAUCAACAUCAACGGAAUCUCUGUAUAUCGGAGAACGGAUGUUCGAGGCCGCGCGUGGCCAGCGUGUCGGUGCAACUCGAACAAGACAGCAACAAGUCGGAACAGCUGCAACGGGCGCCGCGUUGUAAUGUGCGCGCCUGUAGACAGCCAAGAAAAGGGAAGGCGCGUGUGACCGCGCCCACCCUGCUCGUACAGAAUUUUCUGGAGACGCUUUAGUCCGCCCCGAUCGGGGAACGGGUCUACCUUCUGCUCGUUCGCCAGCUGAGAACAGGCCGUGGGAGAUGAAGAGAUGAGCGCCGACAGCUCUGACCGCGUAAGCAAGCCUCGUCCGACGAUCGUCAGCGACGAAGAGAGUCCUAUUAUAGUGGAAUGCCUGAAUAUUUUUCGUAUGCCGUGUUUGUGUGCUAAUCCGGGACCCCCGCAAGCCCGACCCUUGUCGCGGAUCAAUCACGAUAACGAAGUGGAAGAAGGUAUGCAUAUAUCGUUAUCGUUUAUAUAUAUGUGUCCUCGCGUUCUUCGUGGCAUCCUGUUUAUCCUGUCGAUCGGACAGCGACGACGCGAGUCGCGGUCUCUUCGAAGAAAUAUAAAGUCGCUAAUGAGUAAAGAAAAAAAAAAAAUAAAUAAAAGAAAAAAAGCAAAGAAACAGAUGCCUGCUCCGUAGAGUAACUUUGGCUUCGAACGUGGAUAAAACGUUCUGAAAUCGUUCACGCCAGGACAAAUGACAAUGUGCGCUAAUGGUGAGAAUUGAAUGCUAGAAUUAAAUUCCUUGAAAAUUAUUUUGCCACUUUUAAAUUCAUCAUAAGAAUACUUAACGAGAGAGGACCAAGGGAGGAUUCGAGCGAUUAACUCGUGUGCGACGAACGAUUAUGCCAAGUUUAUCGCGUAUUGAUUAAACGCAUAAUCAGACGUGACAUAAAGUCGUGUGCGUUCAAGCGUGUAUCUAUCUAUACUUUUGAAAAACGUGAUAAUUGUAAUUGGUAAUAUAGUUACAUGUACGACGUGUUUCGAUAAAUAUUUGCUGUAUCUCGUGUGUGCUUUCAACGUUUUUACGAUGUCCGUUUCCCGACGAGGCGAUAAAGCUGCCGUUGUAUAUGUAAUACCAGAAAUACGAGAUAUUUCAACACACAAAUAAUAUCGUAAUAAAAAUUGAGGAUUACAUUUAUGACAAAUAUCUUGACAAAAAUAUGGACAAUUUAGCGGAAUUAUAGUCAUCUCAAAAAUAUUUGAUAUGAGUGGAUCGUCAUCCUAAAAAUAACUCGAUCUCCCUAUUAAGGAGUUUGUACUCAUAAACGUUCAUAAUUUUCAUUAUCAACAAAUGUAUGCACACACAUACAUACGUACACAUAUACAUAUAUAUUGUUUGAGACAUAGUAUAUUAUAUAUAUAUUUUUUGCCGAGGAUGAAAGCUGUAGACGGAAAAUAAAAUCAUAGCGUCAAAUUUUCUCUUUCUCAUAAUAAUGACAAUAGCACAGUGCAUGAGAAGAGAAUACGUAUUUAACUUUUGAGACUCUUUCUCGGAUCAUACUUUGUGUUCCUCUCUCGUAGAUACGCAAUUUUACGCACGUAAAUACACGGUGCCAAUCUAGGGUAAUGAAUGUGCCGCUAAUCUGUGGCGUUUGGUAUGGCUUUUGUAUGAAAAUUAAAGAAACAAAUAAUUUUAAUGAAAUACAUUCUUCGAUGAGCUUGGUAUGGCAGUGUUUUAUUGCAAGUAUAUCGUAAAGAGGACUUUUAAUUCUCAGUUGACAGUUUCUCUUAUCAACGUUUAUGAAUUCAUUAUAAAAGAGAUUACUCAUGUAAUUUCACACACACGCGCACAUUGGUUAGAUAUUAACAUCAAAAUUAUGUUAUUACAUUGAUUGUAAUAUUGAAAUAGCCA